AUGAGCUUGGAGCGCGCAGGUGUUAAAUGCACCAAAGAUGGCAUCUCCGUGGAUGCGAAGUUGCGGACGUCAGCAAAGCACAUCUAUGCGGUUGGGGACUGCUUGGGCGGCCUUCAGUUCACCCACCUGGCUGGGUACCAGGGUGCUCUGGCGGCCUUCAACGCUGUGCAGCCGGUGUCUCUAGCUGGACCUGGAAAUGCGGCAGUUCCGCGCUGCACCUUCACCCAUCCGGAGGUGGCGACCGUGGGGCUGACCAUGAAGGAGGCGGCAGACGCGUACGGGAUGGACAAAGUCUCGGCAAAGAUGCGCAUGCUGUCUCACGUUGACCGCGCGGUCUGUGAAGGGGAGACGGAAGGCUUCAUCAAGAUCGUGGUGGACAGCGGAGGCAAGAUUCUUGGCGCCACGGUGGUAGCGCCAGCGGCGGGCGACGUGGCGCAGGAGCUCGGCCUGGCUGUCGCACAGAGGCUCACGUUGCGUGCAAUCUCCACCUGCAUCCACUCCUACCCUGCCAUGAGUUUUGCGCUUCAGCAGAUGGCUGCGGACCAUGUCUACAACAGCCUGGAGAAGAGCAGCGCGCUGUCCUGCCUCCGAUGCCUUUGCGGACCCCGCCUUCAUGGCAACAGUAGGCCCUCUAGCAGCGAGGAGAGUUUUUCACAGUGA
Molecule: messenger RNA, 660 nt
Organism: Symbiodinium natans
Lineage: Eukaryota; Dinophyceae; Suessiales; Symbiodiniaceae
Source: the annotation of a GenBank genome assembly